Messenger RNA from Cucurbitaria berberidis CBS 394.84, 2079 nucleotides. RefSeq lists its product as uncharacterized. The transcript is spliced from 3 exons. The coding region runs from base 168 to 2015 and encodes 615 amino acids. Gene Ontology annotation, biological process: adenylate cyclase-activating G protein-coupled receptor signaling pathway. NCBI's taxonomy places the organism in Eukaryota, Fungi, Ascomycota, Dothideomycetes, Pleosporales, Cucurbitariaceae. Gene Ontology annotation, cellular component: plasma membrane. The record is from RefSeq and is a predicted model, not a curated record. Gene Ontology annotation, molecular function: G protein-coupled receptor activity.
ACCGUACUCCUAUCUCUUUGCUUCUGUGAAUCUUCUUUUGACCACUUUGCAUCCAACCGUGGCUACUCCCGCUAGGCAGCUACCAAACACCUAAUACUACGGAUUGAACGAGAAUAGCAAUUGGUGUAUGGGGUUUCCAGAAAGCAUCGUUAUUGCUUGUCCUAGUCAUGGCCCGCGCUCUCGCGCUCCUUGUUUUCCUUCCUUGCGUUUUAGCUUCAUCCGCAAGAUCACUUGUGGACUCGGACUGGACCUCUAUCGAAGCCAGUAACCUACAGCGAACACUGAGGGUUCGGGUAGCGGCAGUAAUAUGCUCCAGUUUUAGCGUAGUGGCCUCUUUGGUCGCCUUUUACUGGUUCUGUCGGAUGGAGAAACGGUUUCGCCAUCGGCUGAUCAUGCUGCUGAUAUACGGCGACCUGAUGAGAGCAACGUGGUUUUUUAUCUUUGCGGUUGUAGCAGUAGUGCGAGGUGCAGUCAGGACAGAAUCUGCUUUUUGCCAGUCGAGUGGCUUCUUCAUACAGUAUGGAACGGAGACAAGUGAUUAUGCUGUCCUUGUCAUAGCCGUCAACAGUGCUUUACAAGUGUUUCGGCCCAGCACACAAACUACCUCAGGGGGGCUCUACCCCUAUCAGCGCUACGUAUACGUUGGCGCGCUCCUCAUCCCGGUUUUGAUGUCAGGUCUGGCUUUUAUUGGCACACGCCAGGGUUAUCUGUCACAGGGAGCUUUCUGCACGCUUCCGAUUCGACCCAUCUGGUACAGACUGGCUCUUGCUUGGAUCCCACGAUAUCUGAUUGCACUUGUCAUCAUUUGCCUUGCGAUCGCCAUCUACGCUUAUGUUGGCUUUGAGUUUCGCGCUUAUUCGACCCUCAGUCAGAGCGUCGGAACCUCGAUGUCGUUGACUGCGACGAGUGUCCAACAGAGUGAGAAAGACCCAGACGUACAUGCCGAUGCAUCUAUGAUGGCAGAAGGAGAAUCGUUCCACGGGCGCAGAGUCUCAUCCAUUGCCAAAGAUAUAGUCUCAUCCCAACGCCGAGCGUCAUCCGUCUCAUUCACCUGUGAAGGACCCAGCUCAAAUCACGCAUCGUUCAAGCCCGGCGGUCGGACGCAAUCGCUCCCCAACAAUUCCAUCAACAUCUCGACGAGGUGUAAUGAUAGCACCUUACGCCCUCCACUUGCGGCAAUUCUAUCCGGCUCUACUUUUCAAUCGCCCGAUUCGAUCACAGAAGGACGCGUCGUACCCGCUCCUGGCGCCGUCAUCGACGCCAACCGCAGCCCUGUCCUUCAAGACCUCAACCCUCUUGAAGACAGGCAGUCGCGUUCUCCCUCUCCCUCUUCGCCCCCGGGUCAACGCCAUAUGAGUCGUCAGCUUGUAAACACCAAGAAAUUACACGCACGCGUCUACCGGCAACUACGGCUUAUGUUCAUCUACCCGCUUGCUUACACUCUCAUGUGGCUUGUGCCAUUCGCUCAGCAAUGUACAUUGUAUAAAUAUAAGUAUGCACAGCAUCCACUAUGGUUCCUAAGGUUGGGGGCCACGAUAUGCUUGUCAAGCAUGGGCUUUGUGGACUGCCUUAUUUUCUCGCUGAAGGAAAAGCCGUGGCGCAAGAUCCAAAAUAGUGAUGGCACGUUUUGGGGGAGCUUCGCCAUCUUUGCGCCUUGGCUAAUGAAAAACAAGCCGGUUAGUAAAGAUGUAGAGCACGGCGGUGGCGGCCCAUCGAAUGAAGGCAGCGGACGCCGAGGCAUAAGACUGAGAAGUAGUAUCCACACGAAUUCGACUAGUAAUGAUUAUGCACAGGUCGCAGCGGAGCAGGCUAGAGUGCGGCUGGAUCUUGAGAGAGACGAGAGGCUUGUGGCGCUGAGGGCCAGGAUAGCUAAGCGACGCGCUGAGAGUGCAUGGAGAGCAGACGACGAUGAUGAUGAUAGCGGGUCGAACUACGAGGACGGGAGUGGCAACCAGCAUCAACCAACGCCCAAGGAUGAGGAUCAACAGGGGAAAGGAAAGGCUGUGAAAGUUUGAUGUAGCUUCUAAUUCGUUAGCGGUGGUUACGCAUGUGCGAUGUCUUUGUGGCCUUCAUGUAUCA